CCCGUUCAUCAUCCAUCGCUUCAUUUCCCCCAAUCUUUCCCCAUUCCAUCACUACCUCCUCCUCCUCCUCCAUUCUUCCCCCCCACUCCACCUCUUUUCUCCUUGUUCAGGCCUUUUCUUAGCCUCUCUUUUCAGCUUCACCUCCCUGCCAACAUGUUCCGCUCCGCCGUCGUCCGCUCCCUCAGGGCCUCUGUCCCUCGUGCCGUCAAGACUCCGGCUCCCUUCCAGAUCCGUAGCUCUCCUGUCGCUCGUCCGGCUCAAUUCGCCCCUCGCUUUGCCUACCAGGGUGUCAGACUCUACUCCGCUCCCGCCGGUCUCAACAAGGACGAGGUUGAGGGUCGGAUAGUCAACCUUCUGAAGAACUUUGACAAGGUCUCCGAUGCUAGCAAGAUCAACGGUGCCUCUCACUUCGCAAACGACCUCGGCCUGGACAGCUUGGAUACCGUUGAGGUCGUCAUGGCCAUUGAGGAGGAGUUCAGCAUUGAGAUCCCCGACAAGGAGGCCGACUCCAUCCACAGCGUUGACAAGGCUGUUGAGUACAUCCUUGGCCAGCCCGAUGCUCACUAAAUAUGAACGUAAUGCGAGGACUCGGAGUGGAUUGGGGGACUUAGAAUAGAAAGGAAAGGGAAUGCUGGCGUGCAUCUACAUGGGACUUGCCACAGUGGAGGUACCAGGAGUCGGUCACGCUACUCUGUAUGCUGAUACAUGCCUGUGCUCUUUUCACUCUAUUAUAUCGUGUAUAUCAUCUUCAAUGCAGUUUUGACUGAUUUUGGCUGGUCUUGUCGUAUACUCCUUCCUCUCCAUUCAUAUCGUGUGAGAUGAGCAUUGUUGAAGAAGUAACUUCAUAGCUGAGAUUAUUCAUGGUCAGGGAACUGGUAGUGUUGAAUUAAGCUUGGAAUUGCACGCGGUGUUCAGGUCGGAACGAAUCUGAUAUGCAGUUCCGUGGGAUGACGUGGAGGCUACCCAUUCGGGAACAAUCAACGAGAAAUGAGUGCAGGGCCCAGCCAUUGUAUUCGUGCCUGUGAGAGUGAGAAGGGCUGGGAUUCCUACUGCAGUUUUGAAACCAAUGUUGAUGCAACUGAAGUAGAAAAAGAAAAUAGAAGUAAAACCAUCAGGGGCCUGGAACCGAGUGGGCUGGG
This is a messenger RNA of Aspergillus welwitschiae, 1139 nucleotides long. It is a transcript of the gene acpA, whose product is annotated as acyl carrier protein. Gene Ontology annotation, biological process: fatty acid biosynthetic process. Gene Ontology annotation, cellular component: mitochondrion. NCBI's taxonomy places the organism in Eukaryota, Fungi, Ascomycota, Eurotiomycetes, Eurotiales, Aspergillaceae. Bases 154 to 567 code for a protein of 137 amino acids. Gene Ontology annotation, molecular function: acyl carrier activity; acyl binding. The transcript has 6 exons. The record is from RefSeq and is a predicted model, not a curated record.